AUGGACAGCGCUAUGACUGGCGCGACGUCGACGGCACCUUCAGUGGCUGCGACGAGUUCAGGCAUCCACAAGGAUCGAGACUUACCACCUAUGUUUGACGGAGGCGACCCUCUUGCCUUCAAGCGCUAUCAGCGCGACUUGCAGCUGUGGCAGUUUGACACGGAGAUUCCAGAGAACAAGCAUGGAGUCAAGAUGCUCCGGCAGCUCACAGGAGCGGCUCGUGCCGCGGCAGAUGAACUGACGGUGGAAGAGAUCACGUCAGCUCAGGGUGCGGCCAAGAUCUUGGCCAAGCUCAAAGAUCACUUUGCACCUUAUCUGGAGUCAGCACUUCCCAGGGCUUUCGAGAAGGCGAUUUAUGCCGAACAUCGGAAGUCCAAGGAGUCCCUGCAGGAAUACGUGAUCAGAAUGGAUGGAGCUUUCAAGGAGCUUAGCGAUGAGGGAGUGGUGUUGAACGACACCGUGAAAGGCUAUGUGCUGUACAGGCACGCAAGCCUGACGCAGGUCCAGGAGGAUCAAAUGACAACUUGGACUUCUGGAUCCUAUGAGCGGGACAAGGUCAUCAAGGCUUUGAGAAAGUUAGAAAAGGUGCAUAGGGAUCAGAAAGUCAAAAGCUUUGUCACCGAGGACAUGGCAGGCGAGAGCAGUCAGGCGGAAGAGACCUAUGGCAUGUUUGAAGAUGAUGACGAUCCUAGCUAUGUGUGGGUCGGUGAAGGAGAUCUGAGCGAGGUCUUCAACGAGGAAGAUCUUCAGCAUGCGCUGGCCACGUACCAAGAGGUACGCAGGGCGAUCCGGGAGCAGAAGAUCAACAGGUCUUCUUGGAACAAAGGCAAGGGCAAGAGCUAUGGGAAAUUGCCAGGGCCUUUCAAGACCAAGGCAGACUUGGGGGCCAGAAAGGUCCACAUAGACAUGCUGAAGCUCAGAACGAAGUGCGCCAAGUGUGGACAGGUAGGGCACUGGGCCAAAGAAUGUUCCAGUCCACCUGACUCCUACGCGAGAAGCAAGGCAGACAGCAUGUCGGGCAAGUCAGGUUUCUUCAGCGCUAGCGUUCAAAAAGAUGCCUCAGUUUUGUGGGAAGGGUUGCAAGAACAUGGAAGUGUCAUCACCUUGGGAAGUUUUCUGAGGAAAAACCGACAUGAGGUGAUCAGCAAGAGCACUCAGUUUUGUGGAAUUGCCACCCAACCUCAACAUGGAGUGGUUGACACAGCAGCACAGUCCGGUUUGGUAGGCAUCAGGGCUUUGCAGAGACUAGAAGACACGUUGAACAGUCAUGGACUUUGUGUAGCAUGGAGAGAUAGGCAGGCUCAGGCAAGAGGUGUUGGCGGUGAAGCUAGCGUGGUAGGAGUUGCAGAAGUGCCACUAGGAAUUGGGGGAGUUUGCGGAGUUUUGGAAUGCACUGUAGUGGAAGAGGAUGUCCCACUGCUUAUUCCCAUUCGUCUCCUCCGAGAUCUGGGAGCACAAAUCGAUCUUGCAAAGAAUGAGAUGUUUUUGAAAAAGUAUGAAGUCAGGGACGACGAGAUGGCAGAGACGGAUCCAGUUCGCGCUAUGUUGAACUGGAAACUAGUGGGAAGCAAGAUGCUCAAGCAGAUGCGAGGUCAAGAAGGACCAUACGGGGAGGCAAGCGCUUGGCAGCCAGAUGGAUAUGCUUCUGGCUACUUACCGCCUCCCUUUCCAGCACCCAUGGCACCAGCAUUCAUGGAGAAGUCCAGCUACAUGAGCUCACCCAUGCAUAUCAGCAAGCAAGAACUUUAUGCCAUACAGAUCCAACAGGGGAUCUAUCUUGGACUCCGCAAGUGCGCCAAGACGCCCAACAAGUCUGUGGAGUCCUGCAAGCACCCCAUGAGCUCGCUUGCAGGAGCGGGCAACCAAGUGCAGAAGGAGGUCUGGUGUCAAGAAUGCCAUGCGCGAUGGAAGGUGGCCUCUACAGUUCCCACAAAGACCGAGGGGACACCGAAAGCUCAUGCAGGAAGAUCGAGUGCAGCCUCCAGCCUGGAGAGCCCAACUCCAAUGACUCCGGAGUCAGCUUGGAUCCGGGAGCCCCCAAAGGAGAUCAGAUGUCAAUGCAACUUGCCUGCCAUGCGACUCACGGUCAAGAAGGAUGGACCGACAAAGGGCAGGCACUUUUACAAAUGUCCCCAGCAUGUAUGCCAGCUGUUUGUGUGGGACCCAGAGGAGAUCAGGGCAAUGCAGCAGCAGCAACAGCCGGUGCCACCGAUGCCAACGCGACAGCAGUCCAGUCAGCAGAGCAAAGAUCUCGAGAGGGCCAAGGAGGAAUUGCAGAGGAAGGAGCUCAGGAUGAAGGAGAUGGAGGGCGAGAUGCGCCGUCUGCAGCAAGCAGCACAGGAGGUCUCCCAGGAAGCAAUACACCAGCAACAAGCGGCACUGCAGCAGCAACAGCAGAUUCACCAAUCACAGAUCCGCUACAUGCAGGAGCAGGUUCUGUGGAUGACUGCAGUGGCAGGAGAGGAGAGAAUGACAAAGGCGUUCCAGGACUCGCAGUUCCAGGAACAAAUUGCAGAGGAGACAGCAGUGCUGAGGAAGGUGAUGGAGACCCAGCAAGGAGAGGAGAUUCUGGUUGGAAUUUUUGAGGAACUCCCCGAAGAGGACUUCAUGAACGAGGUAGAUGGAGUCUUGAAAAAGGGGUGCAGGAAGAGGCUGAUCAGGGCACUGAGCAAUCCUAAGAUAGCAGAGGUGUACUCAACACCUCGCAUAACAGCCGAAGCAAGCAAACAAGGAUUGCCAACAGGAGGAGCCUAUGACCUGAAGAAUGGAUACGACCUGAACCUCAAAUCCGAUCAGGAACGAUGCUUCCGACGGCUAGAGGAAGAGGAUCCAGAUGUUUUGGUCAUCAGUCCUCCCUGCGGUCCUUUUAGCAGAUUGCAGGAAUGGAACUAUGGCAGAAUGGAGUUCCACAAAGCUAAGCUGAUGUUGCAAGAAGGGCUGCACCAUCUCGACUAUGCCAUGAGGCUCUAUGAAUGGCAAGUCAGAAGAGGCAAGAUAGCGCUCUUCGAGCAUCCCCGGGGUGCCAAAAGCUGGGAGGAGCCCAGGGUGCUCCGAUGUAUGAGCCUUCCAGGAGUGGAGGUAGUGGAAGCAGAUCAGUGCGCUUUUGGUCUGCGAGUUCGAGAGGAGGAGCACCUGAACCGAAAGCCCACAAGGUUCAUGGUAAACAGCAAGCACAUGGCAAGCAAGCUAGCAUUGCGAUGUAACGGCAAUCACCAGCAUCAGCCACUGUUACACGGAAGAGCCAAGCUAGCAGAGCAGUAUCCACAAGCCCUGUGCAAAGCAGUUGUACAGGGAGCAAAACAAGCACACCAACAGGCUGACACUCAGCUAGUGUUUGCAGCAGAAGAGGAGGAAGAAAGAGAUCUAGAAGACGAUCUCGAUGAAGCAGUGGAACAGGCAGGUGGCGAGGCGGUGCAGAGAUGGGCGGCAGGACAAAGCCUGCAGCUAGAAGAUGAGGAGGACGAGGAAGGUGGACAUCACAUGGAGUGUGCAGUGAGUCCAGAAGAGAAGAAGCUCAUCAGCAAGCUCCAUCAGAAUAUGGGGCAUCCUUCCACUGAAGCAUUCGCCCGAGCACUAAGGAUGGGAAGAGCCAGAGAUGAAGUCAUCAGGUAUGUGAAGAAGUCCUUUAAGUGCGACCUCUGCGAAAGACAUCAGAUGCCCAAGCCAGCAAGACCUGCGACAGUUCCCAAGUCUUAUGAAGCCAACCAGGUAGUUGGGGUAGACGUGCUCUAUCUACCUUGGAUAGACCCCAACGAGCAAGUGCCGGUCCUGAACAUUGUGGACUGGGGCACCUGCUACCAAAUUCUGGAACCAGUCCAAGGCAUGACAGCAGAGAAAGUAUGGACUGCGUUCCAGAGAGGAUGGAACAGAAUUUUCGGCAUGCCACGCAUCAUUGUGGCGGACCAAGGCCGAGAAUUCAUAGGAGAAUUCGCCAGAAAGGCUGGCGAGCAUGGCGCACUGCUCAGGCUCAUAGGUGCCAGGGCACCAUGGCAGAAUGGGCGCACCGAGAGGCAAGGAGGUGUAGCCAAGGGCAUUUUUGAGAAGCUGAGAGACCAGGUAGGGCCCAUCAAUGAAGACGAAUGGAUGCAGUGCCUACAUCAAGUUGAAGCCACGAAGAACCGGAUGUUCCACCGUUCCGGAUUCUCACCAGCACAACGCCAGCUUGGACAAAAUGUGAGGAUCCCAGGAAGUCUCAUGUCAGAUGACGACAUCGAAGCCAAGAUGCUGAGAGGAGCAGCAUCAACUGAUGUCAGAAGAGCACUGGAGAUCCGAGAUGCAGCACUAGAAGCAUUUGCAAGACACAACACACAAGAAGGAAUGAAGAAAGCCACCAGAGCUAGGGGCCGAACCACCAACACCUUCACACCAGGAGAGCUCUGGAAGUGCGCAUUGGAGCAAGUGAGGAAAGCCACCAAUGAAGAAGAAGCGGCAUUGGGACUUCUGAAAGAAGAAUUUGAAGAAUUGAAGGAGACGCUCAAGAGGAGACAAAGCAAAAGGGCUUUCAAAGACAUCACAGGAUGGGAGCUCCCACCCGAUGAAACUGAAGAAGAAGACGAACCUCCAGCACAGAGGAGGAGGUUAGCACAAGAAGAUGAAACCAGCUCAGCAUCAGCAUCAUCAAGCAGCAGCAGCAGCACGUCGACUGGAAGCAAUCCAGGCGAUGAGAACCAGCAAGAGCAAGCCCAGCAGCUGACACCAGAGGAGAGUCAAGAGCUUAGAGAAGCCAUAUCUGAGGAGCAAGCAUCAGCAGCAGCCAGAGCAGUGAUACACAACGAAAGGCUCGAUGGGACCAUUACAGCUAGACAGGCUGAGCAACAGUACGAGCCAUUGAGGAGGAGAAUGCAAGAGAGAAGGUCCGAGCCAUACCAGCAUCAGCACAUCACUGAAAACAAGCAAUGCACCACAGCACAGCAGGGCUACUUGCGAUGGCAGAAGCACUCUGAAGAAGUCUACAUCACACAGGGCCUGGCGGAGGAAGCAGAAGAGGGCGACAAAGAAUCCGCCGAUGCAUGGAUGGUAGAUUGGAAAAGGAAGACACUCAUCAGAGUGCAUCGAGAGUCCAGACUGAAGCCCUUCAAGCCAUACGACAAAGAAUGUCCUAUGAAACUUGGCGACCUCACGUCUCACAGAACCACCGUCAAGGUGUACGAAGAUGGAAGAAGAACCAAGACCAAGAGCAACUGGAGGCAAGAGGGCAGCGGAAGAGAGGAGGACGACAAGGGCCCCCCAAGACAAUGGAUCGGCUUCACAGAGUUCAAGCUGAAGAAACAUGCUGACAUGAAACAAGUCAGAGCAUGUAUGGUGAAGAAGAACAGCAGUGAGCUCAGAGAAGAAGACAUUCCCGCCGAAGAAUGGCCGGAAUGGAAGAAAGCCGAUAAAGAAGAGUGGCAGAAGGUGUUGGACACAGGAGCAGUCAAGGUUCUCACAGAAGAAGAAUCAAAGCAGGUAGUCAAACAACUCCGCGAAGCGGGGACAGCCAGCAGAAUUCUGCCCUCAAGGAUUGUCAGAAGGUGGAAGCCUUCAGAACAGCCAGGCAAGGCUGCAACACGCAAAAGCAGAUGGUGCAUUAGAGGAGACAAGGAUCCUGACCUGCUGCAGCUCAACAGAUACGAAGGAUUGCCCGGAAUGAGCUCCGAGCAAAUCAUAGAGGUGCUGGCAGGAGCAUACGGAUUGGGAGAUGCUCCAGCUCACUGGCGCAAGUCUCUCAAGAAAGUUUUGAUUGCAUUAGGGUAUAUGCAAUCAGAGAUGGAUCCCUGCACCUUCAAAUACUUCGGCACAGACCACAAAGGCAACAAGGUGCUCAGGGGAAUCAUCAUAGUGGAGGUGGACGAUCUCUUGUGCUUUGGAGACCAGAUGCAUGAUGAGAAGCUGGCCGAGCUGAGACAGCGAUUCAACUUCGGCAAGUUCGUAGAAUUGUCACAAGAGGCAGAAGGAGCAUCCUUCAAUGGAAGGAGGAUUAGAGCGAUACCAGAAGGAGGAUAUGAAAUAGAUAUGACUAAGUUCAUAGAGGAGAGAUUGCAAGAAGUGCCACUUCAGAAAGGUAGGAGCACAGAAAAAGAAGAUCUAGCAACGGAGGAGGAAGUGGCAGCCACACGAGCGUCAGUAGGCGCCUUGACGUGGGCAGCAAAGGAAGGAAGACCAGAUUGCGCAGCAGGCGCAUCCCUGAUUGCAGGAUGUCUAAACAGACUCAAGGUGCAGGACAUCCUAGAUCUCAACAAGAUCAUCAAAGAGACAAAAGAAAAUUCAACCAUGUCCAUCAAGAUCCAAGCAAUCCCAGAGGACAGCAUGUGCUUUGGCGUCAUCACAGACGCGUCCUAUGCCAAUGCAGGCAUUGGAAGUUCACAAGGUGGUUUUGGAGUGCUAUGCUACGAAAAGGGUCUUGCCAAGAAUGGGUGUGCCAGAGGAAAUCUUCUGUACUGGCGCUCUGGGAAGAUCCAGCGUGUAGUUAAUUCUACGCUGGCAGCAGAGACACAGAGCCUUGCAAAGGGCCUUCAAGAACUGGCAUGGUGCGUCACCGUUUACAACGAGAUGAGCACGCCUGACUUUGAACUCAAGAAAUGGGAAGAAGCGGCCAAGCAGAGAAGGUUAGAAGCACUCACCAAGGAAGACAUCGAUCCGACCCUCAAAGAAGGUUUGUGCAUAGUGGAUGCAAAGUCCCUGUACGAUCAUCUAGUGAAGAGCACGGUAGGAACAACAGAUGACAGAAGAACUGCCAUCGAAAUGCAAGUCGUCAGACAGUCUCUGGCGGAAACCGCUACAGAGAUCAAGUGGGUCCGACAUGAAAGAAUGCUUGUAGACUGUCUCACCAAAAGAUUUGGCAAUCGAGGUCCACUGUACGAAUUUCUGCGUAGUGGAUGGCUGGACUUCAACUGCAGCCAAGAGAAAUUGAUAGGAGCGGUUCAUUGCCGAGCACCGGAAUAUGUGGAUGGUUUGUUGAAGGUGAGCCACAGCAUGAUGUGGGGCCGCGCCAUUGUGGAGGAGACCGUGUCGGAGCUCUCGGGCAGUAGUUGGGAGACCUUGGAGUGCAGGCAGUUGAGAGUGCUGCAGCUUGUGGCCGAAGUACCCUCCGAGAAAUGGGCCUGGAGGAACCAAGACCGUGCGCUCCUCAACGGCCUGCAGCCUCUUCCGCAGCGUAGAUGUGGAGGCACGACGGAGCAGGCCUUUGGUUCCUCCAAGUCCCUCACUUCCUUCGCGGCAUCCUGGGGCCAACCAAGCGAUGCCGCGAACCUUCGCGACGUUGGCGACCGGGACGAGGACUUAGAGCCAGGUCACGGCGCUGCGGAGCUGCUGCUCGGCGUUUCGACGUCCUUUCCGACGGCGGGCGCGCAGCUGACGCUGAGCGCCGCGCUGCUGCGCUGCGCGGGGAUGCUCGUUACGAGCGGCGUGACGGAGGACUUCUCCAGCUGCCUGUCCCUGGCACGUCCGGCGCUGGCACUGCUCCACGGCGAAGAAAAAACCCUGGCGGAGGCCGCGGCGGAAGCGACGGCGUCGGCGGCGGGCAGCUGCUGGGGCAAAGCGCAGGAGGCCUUUAGGACGUUCGGUAACCUCUGUAGCUUCAGCGCCUGUGACUCCGCGCUGUUGCUUCACAACGCAACACCCGAGGCCUGGGAGAAACUUUGCAGGCAUCUGGAGGCCAUCAGUAGCAGCCUGGGCACCAUUUUGCCGUGCCUGCGCCUGAAUUUUCAUCCGCCCCCAAGGGCCGGCGAGGCUCCGGCGGAAGGUGAUGGCCUUGGUGGCCCCUAUGGGCUGGGCAGCUAUGGAGCGCGCAGCCUGGGAACGUUGAAUCAGAUGUUUUUGGUGCUGAGUGUGGUACUUCUCUGGCUUGGCACCGCCCUUCCAAAGUCCUCUAAGAAGGCAAAGGCUGACGAUGUCAUCCAUCAAAGUCGCCUCGCUCUGCGCGACACGCUGCAGUUUGUCCAGCGCUGCCUCAACGAACUGCAAGCAGAUUUACAGUCUGCGGCGAAGUUGGAGAGUGCCAUUUCCAACGAGGCGGUUCAAGCUGCAUGCAUCUUUCGCGACGUUUUAAAAGGCUCAGUGCUGGAGCAGCUUCAGUCCCUGGAGGUGCUGCCCGGGCUCUUGGAGGCGCAUCGCACGCAGCUGAAGAGUCUGGCCGAGCUCAUGGGACAGCGCCUGGCGCUGCUGAAGUCGAAAGCAUUCAAGCCAUGA
Molecule: messenger RNA, 8166 nt
Organism: Cladocopium goreaui
Lineage: Eukaryota; Dinophyceae; Suessiales; Symbiodiniaceae
Source: the annotation of a GenBank genome assembly